AUGGCAGAAGAGGAUUGGAUUCCAGUCGGGAUGGAACAGGAGUACUUCCCGUUCCAGCCGCAGACAGAAGAGGAACUUCUAAACGAGAUGCAACCGGAUGAGUUCCCGUUCCAGCCGCGGGCAGCAGAGGAUUUUUUGAUCGAGCUGCAACAAGUGUUCGAGCAGCGGGCAGAAGAGGAUUUUCCAAUCGUGAAGCAACAGGACGAGCGCCCAUUCGAGUUCGAGCUCAUGACGAUGGAGGAGCUGCCGGAGCUGCUGCCGCAGGACCAGUUGGAUUCUUACCUGGAGCACAUGAUGGAGGGGCUACCCCAGGAUGUUAUCGACAGUUUGCAGCAGGAAUUCCCAGCGCUCUUCGGCCAGGCCACGGUGGAAAUUCCCCAGUGUCAGCGGGCGGAUCCCGCGGAGGAGCCAUGCCCGCCGCUAAUCUAG
Molecule: messenger RNA, 429 nt
Organism: Triticum turgidum subsp. durum (durum wheat)
Lineage: Eukaryota; Viridiplantae; Streptophyta; Magnoliopsida; Poales; Poaceae
Source: the annotation of a GenBank genome assembly